CACAGAUCAAAAGACAAACUGUUCUUUCUCUCUCCUCUCUCGCUCUCUCUCUAGAGCUCAGUGACUCGUCCGGACUCAGAACAGCGAAAAUGAGAGAGAUCCUUCACAUCCAGGGAGGCCAAUGCGGUAAUCAGAUCGGAGCCAAGUUCUGGGAAGUGGUUUGCGCCGAGCACGGGAUCGACUCGACGGGGCGGUACCAGGGGGACAACGAGCUCCAACUCGAGAGAGUCAAUGUCUACUACAACGAGGCGAGUUGCGGGCGGUUCGUCCCACGCGCCGUCCUCAUGGAUCUGGAGCCCGGAACCAUGGACAGCGUCAGAUCUGGUCCCUACGGCCAGAUCUUCAGGCCGGACAACUUCGUUUUCGGCCAGUCCGGCGCCGGAAACAACUGGGCCAAGGGUCACUACACCGAAGGUGCUGAGUUGAUUGACUCGGUCCUGGAUGUGGUCAGGAAGGAGGCUGAGAACUGUGACUGCUUACAAGGGUUCCAGGUUUGCCAUUCCUUGGGAGGUGGAACCGGAUCGGGAAUGGGAACACUUCUCAUUUCGAAGAUCAGAGAGGAAUACCCAGACCGUAUGAUGCUUACUUUCUCCGUGUUUCCAUCCCCAAAGGUGUCGGACACCGUUGUUGAGCCGUACAAUGCAACACUCUCUGUUCACCAGCUUGUUGAGAAUGCGGAUGAAUGUAUGGUUUUGGACAACGAAGCUCUCUAUGAUAUUUGCUUCCGAACUCUGAAGCUUACCACUCCAAGCUUUGGAGACUUGAACCAUCUGAUCUCUGCAACCAUGAGUGGAGUAACUUGCUGCCUCAGGUUCCCUGGUCAAUUGAACUCUGACCUUCGGAAACUUGCUGUUAAUCUUAUUCCAUUCCCUCGUUUGCAUUUCUUCAUGGUUGGGUUUGCUCCACUUACAUCUCGCGGAUCUCAGCAGUACCGAGCUCUAACUGUUCCGGAGCUCACUCAACAAAUGUGGGAUGCCAAGAAUAUGAUGUGCGCUGCUGAUCCUCGACAUGGACGUUAUUUGACUGCUUCAGCCAUGUUCCGUGGCAAGAUGAGCACCAAGGAAGUUGAUGAACAGAUGAUUAAUGUUCAAAACAAGAACUCGUCAUACUUUGUUGAGUGGAUUCCAAACAAUGUCAAGUCCACUGUUUGUGACAUCCCACCAACUGGUUUGAAAAUGGCUUCGACGUUCAUUGGAAACUCCACUUCAAUCCAGGAAAUGUUCAGGAGAGUAAGUGAGCAGUUCACAGCCAUGUUCCGCAGAAAGGCUUUCUUGCAUUGGUACACCGGAGAGGGUAUGGACGAGAUGGAGUUCACAGAGGCAGAGAGCAACAUGAACGACCUGGUCUCUGAGUAUCAGCAAUACCAAGAUGCCACUGCUGAAGAGGAGGGUUAUGAUGAUUAUGAAGAGGAGGAAGCUCAGGAGGAAGUCUAGUCCAACGUUUUGUGUUUGUUUUCUCUUUGUUGCGUUUAUGUUGUGGAUUUAAUCCUGUUUUCGUUUUUGAUUACCUUGUGUCCCUGGGCUUGAAUUGCUUGAUGUUGACCAGCCUUCUCUGCUGGUCUCAUGCUUUGCUUUUGCGGUUAUAGUGUUAGAUGAUAGUUUUAUGAAAAUAUAUGUUCUACUUUUUGAUGUUA
This is a messenger RNA of Morus notabilis, 1633 nucleotides long. Its product is annotated as tubulin beta-1 chain. Gene Ontology annotation, cellular component: cytoplasm; microtubule. The transcript has 3 exons. Bases 90 to 1433 code for a protein of 447 amino acids. NCBI's taxonomy places the organism in Eukaryota, Viridiplantae, Streptophyta, Magnoliopsida, Rosales, Moraceae. Gene Ontology annotation, molecular function: GTPase activity; GTP binding; structural constituent of cytoskeleton. Gene Ontology annotation, biological process: microtubule cytoskeleton organization; mitotic cell cycle. The record is from RefSeq and is a predicted model, not a curated record.